AAUCGCUUUGAUUGUUAUGAAACUUUUUCAUAUACAUAAAUCGUCGUGAAUACAUUUGUUGUUGUUGACUUGAAAAUUUUCAUUCAAAUGCUUAGUUUAAGAAAUGUGUCCGUGCGACAUUUUCGGUCAAUAAAUUCAUUGAUUGCCUCAAAUCAUAUACACAAACAAUAUUUCAGUUCGGCCAAUGAAAAUAAUGACCGAACCACACACUUUGGAUUUCAAACAGUCGGCGAAAAUGAAAAGGCUGAUAAAGUGCACAAAGUGUUUGAAGAUGUAGCUGCCUCAUACGAUUUAAUGAACGAUGCAAUGUCAAUGGGUAUUCAUCGUUUGUGGAAAGAUACAUUUAUGGAACGCCUUGGGCCGACACAUGGCACAAAAUUACUUGAUAUGGCUGGUGGAACGGGUGACAUUGCAUUUCGCUAUAUCAAAUAUUUACAAAAUUCUCGUUCAAAUUUUGAUGCAAAGAAAAGUCACGUCACAAUAUCCGACAUAAAUCAAAAUAUGCUUGAUGUUGGUAAAGAACGUGCCAAACAACUAAAACUUACCAAUGAAUCAUUGAACCAUUGUACCGUUGACUGGGUGUGUUCAAAUGCAGAACAAUUACCAUUCGAAGAUAAUUCAUUCAAUGCAUACACAAUUGCAUUUGGCAUUCGCAACUGUACACACAUUGACAAGGUGCUCGAAGAAGCGUAUCGUGUGUUGCAGCCGGGUGGUCGUUUUAUGUGUUUAGAAUUUAGUCAUUUAAAUAAUGUUACUAUGCAAUGGCUUUAUGAUCAAUAUUCAUUCACCUGUAUACCACCAAUGGGUCAUAUUUUGGCCGGACAAUGGGAAGCCUAUCAAUAUCUUGUCGAAAGUAUACGUCGUUUUCCAAAGCAGGAACAAUUCAAGGGGAUGAUACAAGCGGCCGGCUUUAAUUGUGUUACCUAUGAAAAUCUAACGCUUGGCGUUUGUGCCAUUCAUUCUGGUUUCAAAUUGUAAAAAAUAAAAUAAUGAAAUAAAACAUUAUCAAUUCUUAACACUGUGUUUA
This is a messenger RNA of Contarinia nasturtii (swede midge), 1027 nucleotides long. It is a transcript of the gene Coq5, whose product is annotated as 2-methoxy-6-polyprenyl-1,4-benzoquinol methylase, mitochondrial. Lineage: Eukaryota; Metazoa; Arthropoda; Insecta; Diptera; Cecidomyiidae. The coding region runs from base 88 to 978 and encodes 296 amino acids. The record is from RefSeq and is a predicted model, not a curated record. The transcript has 3 exons. Gene Ontology annotation, molecular function: methyltransferase activity. Gene Ontology annotation, biological process: ubiquinone biosynthetic process.